Molecule: messenger RNA, 1170 nt
Organism: Fusarium coffeatum
Lineage: Eukaryota; Fungi; Ascomycota; Sordariomycetes; Hypocreales; Nectriaceae
Exons: 3
Coding region: 1-1170 (389 amino acids)
Biological process (GO): retrograde transport, endosome to Golgi
Cellular component (GO): cytoplasm; late endosome
Molecular function (GO): oxidoreductase activity
Source: RefSeq, a predicted model, not a curated record
AUGGCUUCGACGGUGAUUGUUGGCGGUGGCAUCAUAGGUAUUGCAACGGCAUAUUAUUUGUCCCAACAUCAACCAGGUUCGACAAUCCACCUUGUUGACUCAUCUUCCGAGCUGUUCGCCUCUGCCUCAGGAUACGCUGGAGGCUUUCUCGCCAGGGACUGGUUUCACGAGGAUCUUGCGUCUUUGGGAGCUCUUAGCUUUGAUGAGCAUGAGAAGUUGGCGGAGCAGUAUGAUGGGCGUGAGAAGUGGCUGUACGCCAAAUCAGUUACUGUGAAUUAUGAGCUACCGAGGAAGAAGCCCAAGGGUUACGGAGGAAAAGAUUGGUUAUGUGAAGGCGGAAGUCGUGCGGAUCUAGUAGAUGAGAAGGGACAGGUGAAGGAUAGGAAUAGUCCGCCCUGGCUGAAGCGUGUGAAGGGUGAUGUUCUUAGCCUGGUUGAUGAAGGUGAAGGAACCGCCGUUCUUGACCCUCUGAAACUAUGCCAAUUUCUCCUUGAAAAGUGCGCAGACUGCCACGAUGAGCUAUCAUAUGUCCGCAUUGGCUAUACAGACUGUUCUUCAGAAACGAAUAUUCCAGCUACUCGUAUACUGGUCUGCGCUGGGGCCUGGACACCAAAUGUUCUGGAAUCUAUGUUCCCAGGGUCUCACAUCAACAUACCAGUCAUGAGCCUCGCAGGCCACUCACUCGUGGUGCAAAAUCCCCAAGAUAUAGGCGACACGUUCCAUUCAGUAUACACCACCAUGGAUACAUUCUCACCCGAGAUCUACGCUCGACCAAACGGACACAUUUGGCUCGGCGGCGUGAACGCAUCAAUACGCCUACCGCCAUUAGCGACGGGCGCAAAGCCUAUAGACUCAUCCCUCGAUAAGUUAAAGGACCUGGCGAAGCAGAUAAUCGAGACUGAAGGCGAAGAGCUGAAGAUAUUACGCACGGGACUGUGCUUUCGACCUGUCUCGGAGAGGGGGACGCCUUAUAUCACGAGGAUAGAGGAUUUCGAUCUACGGCAGGGCUAUAGUACGCGAAAAGGGAAGGAUGGUGGUGUUUAUGUUGCUACAGGCCAUGGGCCAUGGGGAAUUAGUUUGUCGUUGGGGACGGGGAAAGCUAUGGCUGAGAUGAUGCAGGGGAGGGAGUUGAGCGCCGAUAUAAGUGAGUUGGGGUACAAUCCGUAUUGA